This is a messenger RNA of Aaosphaeria arxii CBS 175.79, 1010 nucleotides long. Its product is annotated as kinase-like protein. Lineage: Eukaryota; Fungi; Ascomycota; Dothideomycetes; Pleosporales. The coding region runs from base 40 to 900 and encodes 286 amino acids. The record is from RefSeq and is a predicted model, not a curated record. The transcript has a single exon.
UCUACAUCUCACAAGUACAGUGUGUGUUGGAAGAGGUCUAUGGAUCCGCCAAUUGCGGAGAAUCCUCGCAUUCAAUCGCGGGUGAAAACUAAAGCUCUCCAGAUCCUCACGCUUGCGGUCACCAAGCUAGCCACGCAAAGAUAUCUCCGCAAGCUCUUUACACGCUCGAGUGGCACCAUUCUCUGUCUUAACUUCUGCAUCAAAUUCGGCGACUCUGUCACUCUGCCCGAAGCAAACGCACUCCGCUUCGUCGCAAAGCACACCUCUAUCCCUGUACCAAAAGUCCACCAUGCUUUCAUGCGCAAUGGCAAGGCCUAUAUACUCAUGGAAAGGAUCCGUGGCGAGUGCGUAGCUAAUAGAUGGCAUUCGCUCUCGGACGCGUCAAAAUCGGAAAUAUUCAAUCAGCUGAAACAAAUGGUACAAGAACUUCGGUCUGUACCUUGCCAGACCGACGGUGUGAGCAAUCUGAACCGUGGUCCGCUUCACGAUUGUCGGCUUCAACCCUCUUCCUGGGGACCUUCCCGCACCAUCGCCGAUUUUCACUUGUCGCUCCGGAAUAACGUAACCCUCGAGUCUCUUGAGUCAUCACAUUCGUUGAGUCCCGCUGUUGUAUCGGACCUAAGACGGCUUAUUACGUUUCAUGAGUCAACGCUGCGAGGCCCUGUCCUCACACAUGGUGAUCUGAGCAGCCUUAAUAUACUUAUCCGCGACGAUAAAGUGGUUGGUAUCGUUGAUUGGGAUACGGCCGGGUGGCUACCCUACUAUUGGGAGUACACGAUGGCAUGGCAUGCCAAUCCCCAGAAUUACUUUUGGCAGAAUGAGGUGAGGAAUUUUCUAGACGCACAGGAGGAGGAAGUAGGCAUGGAGAAGCUCAGGCGUAUGUACUUCAGUGACAUUUGAAUUGACUAUGUGCUCCUGAGGGCCGGGGAUGAAGGGCAGAUAUUGACACAUGGCGAUUUUUAAAGGAACGGCUUUCAAGGAGUAUACUUCUUAUUGAAGUUAAAGAAUAC